AUGCAGCUCCGCACGCCGGGCGGUUGGAGAGUCCCCACAUGCGAAGAUCACCGCCCUGAAAGGCUCAGUUGGCUGCCGUUGCCACCCCCGGACGCCGUCGAAGAGACCCUGAGCGUCCUCAGCCUGAUCUGCUCGAGCUCGACUAUUUCAGGCAAGCGGUCAUUCUCUACUUCUUGCCAACCUGCCACCACGACCGCCGUCUUUGCCAUCCACCCUCGAACCAGCAAUAGACAAGCUAUACCCCCGUCGCCACCGCAUAUACACAAGAUGACGCUCGAUCUUCCCUCUCCUCAGCGCCAGGAUAGCUACCUGCCCAUCCCCGCCGAGUACGAGGAGGCGCUCCAAAAGGCGCAGGCACAGUUUGAGGAGCACAACGACCCGGCCAAGGAGUCCGAGUGGGAGGACGCGGGCGAGCGCGAGGACGUCAAGCUGUUCAAGAAGACCAACCCGGAGAAUGCAUACGACGUGCCCAUCGUCAAGGGCGUCACGCUGGUCGAGAAUGCCACACCGUCGCAGGUGCUCGCCGUGAUCCAGCAGCCCGGCAUGCGCAAGAAGUGGGAUCCCCGCUUUGACGCCGCUACCCAGCUGGAGCGUUACGACUCGCAGACCUACCUCUUCUACACGUACCUCAAGUCGCCCUCGUACUUUGUCUGGGCGCGCGACAUUGUGGGAGUGCAGCGCAACAAGGUGAGCGACUCUGGCGACCGCAUCACUGUCAUCCAGACCUCGGUCGCUGCCGAUCAGUACGUCGACGAGGCGGGCUCGUACUCCAAGUCGCGCACGCGCGCCACGCUCGAGGUGUCGGCCUGGGACCUCAUCCAGCAGGGCAGCGACACCAAGCUCGAGUAUGUCGUCAAGAUCCACCUCAACGGCUCGCUGCCCACCUCGGUCGUCUCGAUGGUCGCCACCGAGACGCCCAUGUGCGUGGGCCGCGUGCGCGACGUCUACUACACCAACGGCCACCUGCCCUACGAUGCAGCGCAGGACAAGGGCGACAAGUCCUCCUCCAACACCAUCCUCGUCUACUCCGAGUACGAGGACGGCGACGGAACCGAAGCCACCUCGGGAGAGAAGAGGUGGACCAUCUGGUAUCACGCCACGGGCGAGGACAGCCUGAAGCUCAAGUUCGACAACCAGCGUCUCUACCCGAGCCUCAACGUGGCCGUCGAGGGCGAUGCAGCUUCCGACGUCACGGCCGACGUCGACCAGGAGGCCGGUAUCGUCAGUGUCAAGGUCGCAGAGGCUGCCAAGGGCAAGGGAUUCUCCCUCGUCUUUACUCCCUGA
Messenger RNA from Moesziomyces antarcticus, 1284 nucleotides. RefSeq names its product bet v1-like protein. Bases 1 to 1284 code for a protein of 427 amino acids. The record is from RefSeq and is a predicted model, not a curated record. NCBI's taxonomy places the organism in Eukaryota, Fungi, Basidiomycota, Ustilaginomycetes, Ustilaginales, Ustilaginaceae. Gene Ontology annotation, molecular function: lipid binding. The transcript has a single exon.